Candida tropicalis MYA-3404 is the source of this 1533-nucleotide messenger RNA. RefSeq names its product bleomycin hydrolase (gene LAP3). Bases 1 to 1533 code for a protein of 510 amino acids. Gene Ontology annotation, biological process: proteolysis; response to toxic substance; L-homocysteine catabolic process. Gene Ontology annotation, cellular component: cytoplasm. The transcript has a single exon. The record is from RefSeq and is a predicted model, not a curated record. NCBI's taxonomy places the organism in Eukaryota, Fungi, Ascomycota, Pichiomycetes, Serinales, Debaryomycetaceae. Gene Ontology annotation, molecular function: cysteine-type aminopeptidase activity.
AUGGGUUCAUCUACCUCUAAAUCAACAGUUGGUCCAAACAAAGAUACCAUGAUUGAAGACGAUCCAGAAAUCAUCCACGAAAAGACUCCUUAUUCUGCUACUCCCAACGAUUUUCAAGAACAUUUUAAAGACCUUGAUAUCUCUGAUAAUAACAGAACUCAGCUGGAUAUUAACCCUCUUUCAGAAUCAACAUUGGCCAAAUGGGAAGAUGAUUUCAAAGCACAAACCAAGAAUAUAUUGACUCAGAAUGCAUUUGCAAAGAAUGCUAUUACCAAUAUUAUUGCCAAGAGCAAUGUCAAUGAACAAUCUUUGAAGGAUAGAUACUUGUUCAAUAUCACAGUUGAUACUAUUGGUUCUCCUUCUCACCUCAAUAACCAAAUGCUGUCGGGCAGAUGCUGGAUUUUUGCUUCUUCAAACGUUUUUAGAACCCAUGUGAUUAAGAAUUACAACUUAAGAGAUGAUGAGUUUCAAGUUUCUCAAACUUACUUGUAUUUUUAUGAUAAAUUGGAAAAGGCUAAUUUCUUUUUGGACAAUAUUGAAGACACCGUUGACGAAGAUUUGGAUUCAAGAUUGAUUAAUUACUUGUUUAGUGCUCCUGUCAAUGAUGGUGGUCAAUGGGAUAUGAUUGUCAACUUAGUCACCAAGUAUGGUUUGGUUCCAAAUGAAGUUUUCCCAGAUAAUGCUCAGUCUACGAGUUCUUCUAAAUUAAACUACAUUGUUACUGAGAAAUUGAGAGAAUAUGGUCUUAAGCUCAGAGACUUGAUCAAGAAAGACGCACCAAAGGAUGUUGUUUCGUCAUUCAAGGCGAGUGCCUUGAAGUCCAUUUACAAGACCAUUGCAUUGGCAUUAGGUACUCCACCAAAACCAACCGAUGAAUUUGUAUGGGAAUUCAUUGACAAGGAUGGAAAGUAUAAACAUUUUAAGACCACUCCAUUAGAUUUCUACAAAACUCAUGUUAAAUAUGAUGCUGCUGCACACUUUUCGUUAAUCCAUGAUCCAAGAAAUGCCUAUGAUAAGUUGUACACUGUUGAUAGAUUAAACAACAUUUCAGGCGGUAAGCCAAUUGAAUAUGUGAACCUUGAAAUCGACCAAAUCAAAGAUGUUGCAAUUAAGAUGUUGAAGGACAAUGAACCUAUUUUCUUUGGUUCUGAUGUUGGUAAAUUUUCUGAUUCAACAACAGGUAUUUUAGACACCACCGCUUAUGACUAUUCUACGGCAUUCGACUUUGAUUUGAACAUCAAUAAGCUGGAUAGAUUGAAAGUGGGAUCUUCAAUGAUGACUCAUGCUAUGGUCAUCACUGGUGUGCAUGUUGACCCUGAAACUAAUAAACCUGUAAGAUGGAAGAUUGAAAACUCUUGGGGUGAAAAGCUGGGUGAAAAGGGUUGGUUUUUGAUGACAGAUGAAUGGUUCAAUGAAUACGUUUUCCAAAUUGUUACAAACAAAAAGUAUGUAUCAAAGAAGGCUUAUGAUAUUUGGAAGGGCAAGGAAUUCAACGUCUUGCCUUAUUACGAUCCAAUGGGUGCAUUAGCUUAA